CCCGUCCCGCAUCCCGCCGCCAUGGAGGAGCCGGGGGCCGCCGCGCCGCCGCCCGGGCCGCGCUCCCUCCUGCCCCCCCGGGACUUCCUCUGCUCCCGCAAGGGCCAGCUCCUCACCGCAGAGUCGGUGCUGUCAUUUAUCAUCUUUAUCUGCUACAUCGCAUCUCUAGCUUCCUCUUUCAUGAUGGCACCACUCCUAGAGUUUCUGCUGGCGCUCUUUCUUUUCUUUGCCUAUACCUUCAAGCUUAACGAGAAGUUCAAAGGACUCUACUGGCCUUUGUCGGAUUUCUUGCGGUGUGUCACUGCUGCCAUUAUUUACUUUGCCAUUUCAAUUGCUGCCGUCUCAAGAUACGGCGACGGAGCAUCUAAAGCAGGAGGGGUGUUUGGAUUUAUAGCCACGAUAGUGUACGCCAUUGAUUUCUACAUAACCUUCAAUGAGCUGGUUACUUUUCUCAAGCAAGGCAGUCCAGAUUCCCCUGAGGAGCGCAAGUCAGAAGACGAGGACUCCGAUUCCGACGAGGACUGAAGAACCAGAAGCCAACCAAGCACGAAGGGAAGACAAUGGACCACUUUUCUCCUUGCUGGGUGGACUGCCAAUUGAAACAUCUCCCUUUGUCCAGCCCUGGCAUCCUCUUCCCACCGCACCUUUCAUGGAACCACCAAAGCACAGGCAGGGCAGUGAUGAGGGAAAGGAGACAAUUCCUGGUGCCAUUAGACAUUCCUUCACAACUACGGAUUUUACAACCUGCCGGAGAGGUCUGUAUCCAAAGAGCACAUCUCAGUUCUCCAGUGCCUCUCCUUACUCAGCACCACAAUGUACUGGGUAAACGGGAACACAGUAUUUUAAACGUAUAAGCAGAGCUUUUAAUAUGCUUUCUUAAUUCCAAAUCUCUAACACUUAUAGCUUUUAUACUUCUUGCUGUACCAAAGAAGAGAGGCUCAGAGUGCCUCUAUUUUAUUUCUAUUUUUCUUGAUUAACUAACAAUAUUUCUUUAUCUGAAUUCUGAAUAUUCCACUAUCUGGAGCACUGAAGGCAUAGAUUAUAGUCAACAUGUUGGUUUCAACAAACACAUCUCCAUCUCCUGCCUGUCUGCAACAAGGACAACCAACAACUGGAAAUGGGCAGCAAGAACAAACCUCCAAAUAUAAUUGUGCCCCGGGGCAGCUGGCUCAUCAAACAUUGCAUCAUCACUUUUUUAAGCUGCCUGGA
This is a messenger RNA of Calidris pugnax (ruff), 1209 nucleotides long. RefSeq names its product CKLF-like MARVEL transmembrane domain containing 3 (gene CMTM3). The coding region runs from base 22 to 525 and encodes 167 amino acids. The transcript is spliced from 5 exons. Lineage: Eukaryota; Metazoa; Chordata; Aves; Charadriiformes; Scolopacidae. The record is from RefSeq and is a predicted model, not a curated record. Gene Ontology annotation, cellular component: membrane.